AUGUCGGGCGUAUCGUUAGCCGUGGCACCACGGACGGAGCCGGAGGGGGCGGCGAAGAGGCCGGCGGCGGAGGAGGCGACGGUGGGCGGUGUGAUGGGGUCGCUGAGGGUGAUCGAACUGCAGCUGGUGGCGUUCAUCGUGGUGUUCUCCGCCAGCGGGCUCGUCUCCCUGCUCGACCUCGCCUACCCGGCCUUCGUCUCCUUCUACCUCCUCGCCCUCUCCCGCUUUGCCUUUCCCUCCUCUGGCGCCGCCGCCGCCUCGCCGGAGGUUCUCCGCGGCGGGCGGGGCUUCCGGGUGUACACGGCAGUGGGGACGACGGUGGGGCUAUUCCUGCCGCUGGCGUACGUGCUGGGCGGGUUCGCGAGGGGGGACGAGCACGGGGUGAGGUCGGCGACGCCCCAUCUGUUCCUGUUGUCGUUCCAAAUACUGACGGAGAACGUGCUCAGCGGGCUCGGAGGGGCCUUUUCGCCGCCCGUCAGGGCGCUCGUCCCGCUGCUCUACACCGUUCGCCGGAUCUUCGUCAUCAUUGACUGGGUCUCCGACGUCUGGACUCACAAGCCACUCCCCCCCGCCGCCCCCCCCGCCCCCCCUUUCAGGGUCAACACCCAACUCAAAAAUUCUCUCUCCCUCUCUCAGAGUCUCACCCAUGCGAGUGCAACUAAAAGUUUUGUGACUCUCUCUCUCUCUCUCUCACUCACUCACUUACUCACUCUCACUCUCACUCACUUUGUUGGGUAGCUGAAGUGGGGAAUAAGACCUCACUAUUUUUUGUUUUUCAGGAGGCUGCGUGGGUGUGGUUUGGGAGGGGGCUGGCGGUGGCGAACCUCGCCUAUUUCUCCGUCAACCUCUUCACCUUCCUCAUCCCCCGCUUCCUGCCGCGGGCCUUCGAGCGGUACUUCAAGGACAGGAACGAGUUGCUGCCCAAGACGCCGGCGGACAAGCGCCCACCGCCGCCGGCCGCCGAUGCGGUGGCGCCGCCGCCGGAGCCCGAGGCGAAACCCCACGAGGAGAAGAAAUCGGAUUAA
Messenger RNA from Spirodela intermedia, 1025 nucleotides. Lineage: Eukaryota; Viridiplantae; Streptophyta; Magnoliopsida; Alismatales; Araceae. The record is from the annotation of a GenBank genome assembly.